UCUGUAGUAAUACGAUUAGAGGAUUUGUAAAGCGAACCACAAUUAGCAAUUACCCAUCUUGGUCAGGGAGCUAAUUAAACCCGAGGUUUUAAACCGGUAAUAACUAACUUAGCCUGCGCUCCCUGCCCAAUGUCCAUGGAGCUUUCUUGCCUCUGCUAGAGGACAAGAUAACGCGGGGCAAAGGUCCGUCUCACUCGCCCUCCAUGCCCAAGGUAGUGGAGCCCAAUCAUCACCCUUGAGCACGAGAAGGAUCCUUUGGCUUAUUUCCGCAGACCCCUCACGCGUCACUCGUCGAUGCCGCUUGUCCAGACCGCGUCAGGCAAAACUAUAAAGUAGUGCACUCCACAAAGGCACUAAAUCCUAAAGCUCCAUCUCAAGCUUAACCUGCUCUCAAACUCCAUAGACCACCGUCCACCGUACGAAGGUCAUCAAGCCAGCACCGACCACCUGCAGCGAUGGACAUGACCGGGUCGGACCAGCAAUGGAGCUCCUCUUCCUCGCCGUCAUCGACCUCCUCGCACCCGAAGCGCCCCGCCGGGCGCACCAAGUUCAAGGAGACGCGCCACCCGGUGUACCGCGGCGUGCGGCGCCGGGGCAACGCCGGCCGCUGGGUAUGCGAGGUGCGGGUCCCUGGGCAGCGCGGCGAGCGGCUUUGGCUCGGCACGUACCUCACCGCCGACGCGGCCGCACGCGCGCACGAUGCCGCCAUGAUCGGCCUGCUCGGCCACUCAGCCGCGUGCCUCAACUUCCCCGACUCCGCGUGGCUCCUGGCCGUGCCACCCGCGCUCUCCGACCUCGCGGCCGUCCGGCGCGCGGCCCUCGCCGCCGUAGCGGACUUCCAGCGGCGGCAUGCCGGCAACGGCGCAGCCACCGUCCCUGCCGAUGAGGACACCUCCAGCGCGGACAACGCGGGCGGCUCGUCGGCGACGUCUCAGCCUUCGGCCGAGGGGACGUUCGAAGUGCCAUCCGCGCUGGGCAGCGACAUGUUCGAGCUGGACUUGUCUGGGGAGAUGGACCUGGGCACGUACUACGCCGACCUCGCGGAGGGGAUGCUCCUGGAGCCGCCGCCGUCGCUGGACAGCGGGGCGUGCUGGGAUGCCGGAGACGGCGGAGCUGACUACGGGCCAUGGAGCUACUGAACCAGCUGCAGCUGCUGAAUCAGCUGCUUUGAUUCUAUGCAACACACAUGUCGCAAUUGAUUUCAGCAUAAUAAAAUCUGUGGGAUCUGUAG
Molecule: messenger RNA, 1231 nt
Organism: Hordeum vulgare subsp. vulgare (domesticated barley)
Lineage: Eukaryota; Viridiplantae; Streptophyta; Magnoliopsida; Poales; Poaceae
Product: dehydration-responsive element-binding protein 1H-like
Exons: 1
Coding region: 456-1139 (227 amino acids)
Biological process (GO): regulation of DNA-templated transcription
Molecular function (GO): DNA-binding transcription factor activity; DNA binding
Source: RefSeq, a predicted model, not a curated record